AUGUCCGGAUAUCUAGAAGAAGAGCUCAAAACUGACCAGGAAUUAUUUUCUGGUAGUAAAACUAGGAAUAUAUCUCCAACUGUUCAUUCACAAGAGAUACUCGUGAAAAGAACCAACUCUGCAAGGUUCAGUCCUCCACUGUCCUCGUCGGGAUUUUCAAGAGAUUUUCACUGUCACUACGUAGGGUGUAACAAGAUAUACUCCAAACGUUCUCACCUUCAAGCUCACCUAAGACGGCAUUCUGGUGAAAAGCCCUUUACUUGUCAGUGGCCCAAUUGCGGUUGGCGGUUCUCGCGUUCUGAUGAACUUGCUCGCCACAAACGGUCUCAUUCCGGUAUUAAGCCUUACUGCUGUGAGAUAUGUGAGAAACGAUUCUCCAGGUCCGAUCAUCUGUCCAAACAUAUGAAGAUACACAAGCGGGAAAAACUUAUUACAUCUCGAGAAAAACGACACCUGAAGGAGAAAAUACAGGAAUAUUGUUAA
Limulus polyphemus (Atlantic horseshoe crab) is the source of this 483-nucleotide messenger RNA. Its product is annotated as Krueppel-like factor 15. Lineage: Eukaryota; Metazoa; Arthropoda; Merostomata; Xiphosura; Limulidae. Gene Ontology annotation, molecular function: DNA-binding transcription factor activity, RNA polymerase II-specific; RNA polymerase II cis-regulatory region sequence-specific DNA binding. The transcript has a single exon. Bases 1 to 483 code for a protein of 160 amino acids. Gene Ontology annotation, biological process: regulation of transcription by RNA polymerase II. The record is from RefSeq and is a predicted model, not a curated record.